This is a messenger RNA of Suillus subalutaceus, 1616 nucleotides long. RefSeq lists its product as uncharacterized. Bases 79 to 1485 code for a protein of 468 amino acids. Lineage: Eukaryota; Fungi; Basidiomycota; Agaricomycetes; Boletales; Suillaceae. The transcript has 3 exons. The record is from RefSeq and is a predicted model, not a curated record.
CAAUGAUCCUCUUAUGUGUUCCUCCAGUUUAAAAGCUGCGUUCACAAAUCACCCAUGUAGGAGCCUCACCCGCUCACAAUGUUUGCUUCCUCUUUCAAUCCCGCUGUCCGGCCUCCCUCCCGUGGUGGAGCAGCCAAGAAUUAUUUCCUCCCGGUCCCGUCGGGCUUCUCUCUCCAGGUCUUCAAGGCCCCGACGAUGUCUGCACGUCCAUAUGCAGCGAAAGUCGACUCAGACUACCGUCCUAUGACACGGGCGAACUCUCAAUCCAGACAACAGUCUGGACACGUUCCUCGCCAGCAGGAACCCACGAGGAAGCUAUUAAAGGCUCCUCCGCCCGAGGAGCCAGGCUUCGCUAAGCGAUCGUACGAGCACAAGCCUAGCUCCGGGAGAUACGCUAUUCACGCCGGACCUGUGCCCGACACAUACAUUUAUGAGCGCUCGAUAUCGUCCAAGGCUGGAUACCCCUACUCGCCUUCUGACGUGACGAGCGAAUGCGACUCCAUAUUCUCAGUCAACACACAGAUCUCCUCCGGCUCAUCGAGCAGCAGCGUCACGGAUAGCCCCCCAAAUACACGGAUGCUUCAAAUCAGAGCUGCCUCGCCAAGCUCUGAACAAUUACGUUCGCGUUCACACCACCCCAGGGGUAUGUCGACUUUCCCACUAGGGCAUUCGUGCCCCUCAUGUGGUGAGGCGAGUCCUCCGCCCAGAACAUCAUCCAUGACUGCUAAUAAGGGGAACCACAUCCCUUAUCCUUCACGUCCACUCCCUACGCCCCCAGUGAGCGCCAGAGUACGUAAGGACAGCAUUCUCCUGGCGAGCGAACGCUCUAUUAUGUCAUAUGACACCCGCCAGCACUCGACAUCCCUGAAGCAUGGUGAACGCGUGCCGUUCCCGGCUCCACCGGUAGAUGAGCAAGGGAGAAACAGCAUGGGCAUGCAGCCAUCGCGCUCAUCGUCCCUCAAGGGGAACCUCUCUAUUACCAUCCCACCACCUCCGGGCUUAGAUUUGGUCCCCGGUGGUCAUUACGAGUACCCUCCCGUUCAGGGACCCGUGCUGGACACUGAACCACAUCGCCGGAAUUUUGAUGGCGACCAUACACAGGCCUUGCCGCAGCGGGCGUUGUGCCCCGCUGCAGUUGCACGGUCUGUGCGGUGGUGCAAUGAUUUGAUAUGUCCAUCGCCUAUAUUCCCGAAUCAGAGAAGGAAGGGAUGGUUCAAUCGCAGAGGAGACCAGCUAUGGCGAAACGAUGGUUGCUACCGGACACCAGCACCACAAGACGCAUACCCUCCUGAUCUUGAGGGCUAUCCAGAACCCGGAAGUGGGUGGCAGAAUGAGGAAGGAACUCGCAUUGACAUCAGUCAUCGUUUGAUACCCAAACCUCCCCUGCGCUCUGUAUUGAAGCCAACGAAUUAUAAAUGUCAGGAUGGUAUUAUCGCUGGUUACCUCACCGCCGCCCCCUCCUCGCCGACCUCUGACGACGAGUGACAAUCGGAUGCAUCAUGAGUCCGCUGCCCCGCUUCAUCAUUAUCUAAUACGGACGCUAUGCAAAGCUCUCUCCGAUCAACUUUUCGCUUUCGAUGUUUUAUUCGUUCAGGUGUUCUCCGCCACAUUUUAUC